AUGGCCGACACUCAGCCCAAGGAAGGCGACCAAGUCUCCUGGGCUUGGGGCUCGGGCAAGCCUGAAGGUCAGGUCGCCGAGGCCAAGGAGCAGGGCGACGUUACCAUGACCACCAAGAACAACAACGAGGUCAAGAAGACGGGCGAGCCUGAGAACCCUGCGCUGCACAUCGAGCGCGAUGGCCACAACGUCGUCAAGAAGGCUUCAGAGGUCGAGGUAGAGGAGUCUGCCGACAAGAAAGACGAGAAGCCGGAGGACAAGAAGGAUGAUGAAGAGAAGAAGGAGAACGGCGACGCCGAGACUGGCGAGAAGCGCAAAGCUGAGGAGACCGCCGAGGAGAAGAAGGAUGAAGAGGCAGAUGCCAAGAAGCAAAAGACUGAUGAAGAGCCCAAGGCCAACGGCGAGGCUCCCAAGAAGAAGGGCCGACCUGCCAAGAAGAAUGGCGACGCCCCAAAGAAAGAGACCAAGAAGCGUGAGCCCAAGCGAGCUGCCACCGAGACGGGCGAGCCUCGACGAUCCGGGCGCAACAGGUCGUAG
Zasmidium cellare ATCC 36951 is the source of this 537-nucleotide messenger RNA. RefSeq lists its product as uncharacterized. The transcript has 2 exons. NCBI's taxonomy places the organism in Eukaryota, Fungi, Ascomycota, Dothideomycetes, Mycosphaerellales, Mycosphaerellaceae. The record is from RefSeq and is a predicted model, not a curated record. Bases 1 to 537 code for a protein of 178 amino acids.